GAACUGGGUGCUGGUUGGUGCUGUGCACGAAGGAACCUGGAUUCCUCGCAGGAUUAACACCCAGUUAUGAGGACAAAGCGGAUCUGCAGGGAACACAGCCACCGCAACUGGGACAGCAGUACAAACAAGCAUUGAACUCCCAUAAAGGAAAUGAGGACGGAAUGUAGCUCUUUGGCUCCAUCUAGUGUCGAGCUGUGGAACAUGAAGCACGGUUUGUCAGAAGGUCAGUCUUGAAUGAAAGCAGAUCGUAAACAAUUUCAUUUUUAGGCAUAAACCAAAAACAAAAAUUGGUUCAAUAAUCACAUUUAAGCUCUAAGAUGCUUAAAGUAUUUGUUUGAUUCUUUUAUUGUUCUCUUAUAAGAACUAGUAAAUUAUUUCUAGUGUGAUUAAGAAAAUAAAUAAAAAGCCUUUUAUAAUUUCUUAAGGCUUUUUUGUGUCUAAAGUAUAAUUUUAAGAUUUCUGAUGAUAACAUGGUCAAAUAUUGGAUGCUGAUUAAACAGAACACACUGAACAGACAGAGCAGAGGCAACAAAUGAACUUAAUUAACCGCAAAUGGGUCACAUGACUACUUUAGAUUAAUAGAGUGGCUUUUUAGAUUGAGGACUUUUAUUUGUCAAGAAUUUCUAAAAAGGAGUAGAUACCAAAAAGAGUAAUGUCAAAGUUAGAGGGUUUUUUCUCAGCUUAAGUCAGAAAUUUAUGAAAAAAUAUAAAUCUUGAAAUUAAAGAGGGGAUACACCAAAUAAAUGAAAUUUGAGAAAAUUUAAGUUCUGUAAAUAUCCAAUUUGGACAAUAAAGUUUUUGUUCAACAGAGUAAAGUUUUAUAGUAAUAUAGAAAUGAGGCACCUUUGACCAAAGUUUAAUAAUGAGGUGUGCUGAGGAUUUUUUAUUUUUUAUUUUUUAUUAAAAAGAUAAGAAAAGAAAGGAAAUCCUCCUAACCAACAUACAAGAGUCUCGGUAAACACUGGCGGUCCUGCGGAUCUUUUACGCAUGAAUCAUUCAUCAUCUGAGGACCACAGCUUUGCCCACGGAGGACAAAAGACACAUUCCCGACACAUCCACGCCUCCACAUGCAAAGGUAACCCCCGGGUUCUACUGUGAGAAUCGGUUCGGGGUCUUUAAAGGACGUUUUUCCCGUCUCUGGAGGAGAAAUUACGCGCGCGUUUUCAACAGCGGGAGCUCUCCGUGGUUUUGAAUUGCGCCACGCAGGAGAAGUUUCUUCUUCGGUUCAUCUCGAGGAGAGAAAAAAAAAGACAUUUGAGGCUGUUUCCUUCUUGACUGCUGACGCCCCCCUCCACCACCAUGCUGCCCGCUCAGGAAGCAGCCAAGAUCUAUCACACCAACUACGUGCGCAACGCGCGAGCCGUGGGCGUCAUGUGGACGAUCCUCACCAUCACCUUUGCCGUGAUCACCGUGGUCGUGUUCAUCCAGCCUUACUGGAUCGGGGACAGCGUCCACACCCCGCAGGCCGGCUACUUCGGCCUCUUCCACUACUGCAUCGGGAACGCGCUCACCUCGGAGCUCACCUGCAAAGGGAGCGCGCUGGACUUCGGCUCCAUCCCGUCCGGAGCAUUUAAGACGGCCAUGUUCUUCGUGGGGAUCUCCAUGCUGCUGAUCGUGGGCAGCAUCGUCUGCUUCAGCCUCUUCUUCUUCUGCAACGCGGGAAGCGUCUAUAAGAUCUGCGCCUGGAUGCAGCUGGCCUCCUGUACCUGCAUGGUGAUUGGCUGCAUGAUCUAUCCUGAUGGUUGGGACUCAGAGGAGGUAAAGCGCAUGUGCGGUCAGCGGACUGACAAAUACACCCUGGGAAACUGCACGGUGCGCUGGGCGUACAUCCUGGCCAUCAUCAGCAUCAUGGACUCGCUCAUCCUCUCCUUUGUUGCCUUCAGCCUGGGCAACCGGCAGGACAAGCUGCUACCUGAAGACUUCCAGGUGGAGGAAAAAGAUAAUGCAUAACCCCUGAUGGACAGUGAGGACGUGGAUGAGAAACAAGCUUCAAAGGAGCUCCACCUGUCCAUCAUUCCCCUGCUGUCAGGGAUCAGUUCCCAGAGGCUGCAGAACCGGUUCAGCUCCUUCAAAUCAAAAUUUCCAAUUUUUUUUUUCUGACAUUCUUCAGAGCUUUUUUAUUCCUUGAUAUUUCUCUUUUAGUAAGUAUGCAAUAAAAAAUUCACUUCUAAAAACUUUAAACUGAAAGUUACAGAAUUUUAAUAAAGUUUUGCUCUGAUAUUAAAUCCAGCUUUGAUUGGUUUCUAUGGAGCACAGUCCUUUUGCUAAAACAUGAUAACCCGAGUAUUUAGACAUUUAAAUAAUAGUUCUUUUAUUCAGACAACAAAAGCAGCACAUGUACAAAUCUACCUUAAGCUGACAUUCAAUUCGGUCUCUAGAUCACUUGGUUGAAUCGCUUUGAGUCUUUGUUAUGGUUUGUUUUCGCUUGAACUAAAUCCAUAAAAUUUCACAAUAAAGUAAUAAUUACAUCUGAGAGUCUCAAACGCUGUUUGUGGUAUAAAUGAAGUAUUUCAAAGACAAUAAAAGCUCAAAAGACAAAAGUAAAGUUUGGAAAAAAAAAAAAGUUUAUUUUUUUUAUUAAUUACAGUCAGACAUACACCAGUAGAAAAGAAAAAAAAACAUGAGCUCCACGAUGGCAAAUUAUUGCAACGUAUGCAAACGUUUCCUCCAGUCGGCUUAAAGCAGCAGGUUUUCUGAAACAGAAGACUGAUCUGGAUUCAAACCUUUUCUGAGGAACAUGGAAGAACUGGUUUCUUAAGCCCUUUUGUUCUUCCUGUUCAGGGUUGUUGUUUUUCUGAAGUGGGUAAGGCCGACUCUUUGGUUCUUUGUUCUGUGCACUCAGUGGGGAAAUAAAAGCUGAAUAAUUCAAGUACAAACCGCCAGCACAGAGAGCGUCUUCCUGUUCACCGCCGUACUAAUAUCGCAUUUCCACAAAC
Messenger RNA from Oryzias latipes (Japanese medaka), 2936 nucleotides. RefSeq names its product LHFPL tetraspan subfamily member 5a (gene lhfpl5a). Gene Ontology annotation, biological process: sensory perception of sound; detection of mechanical stimulus involved in sensory perception. Gene Ontology annotation, cellular component: plasma membrane. Lineage: Eukaryota; Metazoa; Chordata; Actinopteri; Beloniformes; Adrianichthyidae. The record is from RefSeq and is a predicted model, not a curated record.